Aspergillus ibericus CBS 121593 is the source of this 1403-nucleotide messenger RNA. RefSeq names its product small subunit rRNA maturation protein LCP5 (gene lcp5). The coding region runs from base 49 to 1197 and encodes 382 amino acids. Gene Ontology annotation, cellular component: small-subunit processome; nucleolus. The record is from RefSeq and is a predicted model, not a curated record. Gene Ontology annotation, biological process: maturation of SSU-rRNA from tricistronic rRNA transcript (SSU-rRNA, 5.8S rRNA, LSU-rRNA). Lineage: Eukaryota; Fungi; Ascomycota; Eurotiomycetes; Eurotiales; Aspergillaceae. The transcript has a single exon.
CGCCAACUCACAGCGACAGCAACUUACAGCACAGCACAGCAUAGCAACAUGGCAGCCGCCGUCUCUCAGGAGCCUUCGGGCUUGCAGAAUAUUUCCAAUUUGCUCGAAACUCUUACGACGUGUCUGACCAACACGGGAUCUUCCCUCCCCAAGACGAAACGAGAGGAGCCUUCCGAUGUGUCGAUUGAACCGCCGCAGGAUGGCAUCUCCCUGCUUGACACCAAGUCCGAUCUCCUUCUCUCCUACAUGCAGACCCUCGUCUUCUUGGUUAUCUUCCAACUAAGGGGUCUCAAGUCAUCAACCGAAGACGCCGAUACGAACGAAUCGCUCCCGGAGGAUAUCGUCAAGAAACUCGUCGAACUACGUGUCUACUUGGAUCGUGGUGUGCGCCCCCUGGAAGGACGGCUGAAGUACCAGGUCGACAAGGUCAUCAAGGCGGCCGAGGAUGCCGAGCGGGCCGAGCGAGGUGCAGUCCCCAAGAAGACCCAGGCGGAUAAGAAAACUCGGGACGAGGCGUCCGGCUCUGAGGAUGGUAGCAGCGACAGCGAGGGUGACAGCGAGGAUGAGGAGGAUGAGGAUGAGGAAGACAUCGAUGAGAUGGCAUACCGCCCCAACGUGUCUUCGUUCUCCAAGAAGGUUGAACCCGAGGCCCGCAUGGACAAGGCGACCAGACAAGCACCCAGCGACGGCAUUUACCGACCGCCCAAGAUCAUGCCCACGGCACUACCGACCACCGAGAGCCGGGAGCGGAGGGAGCGCGCGCCACGCCGAUCGAACGUCAUCGAUGAGUUCGUCAGCGCCGAGAUGUCGUCCGCGCCGAUGGCCGAGCCCAGUAUCGGGAGUACAAUUGUGCGCGGUGGGCGACAAACGAAAUCGAAGAAGGAUCGGGAGCGCGAGGCCGAGCGGACGCGAUACGAAGAAACCAACUUUGUGCGUCUGGCGAAGGAGAGCAAGAAGGAUCGGGCCAAGCGUCUGCGGGCCGAGGGACCGAGCAACACCUUUGGCGGAGAGGACUGGCAGGGUCUUACUGAAGGAGCCGAUCGGAUCACAAAGCUCACACGGCGGGCGCGGGGAAGCGGGACGGCGCUGGAUCGGAGUCGGAAGCGCAAGCUGGAUGACGGACAGCGCGGUGAUGGAAUGGGAGUGGGCCAGAUCUUCGAGAAGCGGCGCAAGAAGGUGGACAGCUGGAAGCGGUGAUUCAUUUUCAUUACCUAGUAUGCACGAUACCAGAAAAGUUCAUCUUAUACAGUUCUAUUAUAAACCAAUCAUAUUCCCAGCACGAUAACCCCUGACGGCCCAGUGGGAUGAGUGACGGAGUGGCAGCGUCGCAUCCGGGAUUUCAUCCACCUCCAUGACAUCAUCACCACCAGCCAGUUUCCAUAUCAUCCCCUGCACCGAGCUGU